AGCAUUCGAUUAGUGUGGGAUCUCGAGGGCGCAUCGUUUAUUUACCGCGAUUGCUCGCGGUUUGGUGAUUUCAAAUUCAAUUUAAAAUACGAAUUUUCAAGUGCAUCGUUUGAAAACACAGUUGAAAUGUUCCCGCAGAGUUCUCAGAAAAGGUACUGGAUGUUCUCUGAUGAAAAUGAUUUGACAGUACUGAGGGAGAAAACAAACGCUGAGUUUAUUGAAAGACAUGGGGUGAAUAUGACGUCAGAGGAAAGGGAGGAACAUUUCCUAUCAUCUACAGAGGAGCGUACAUUGUUACGCUUUUAUGAGUUGCAACUGAGAGAUUUCUGUCGUCGAUUUAGCCCUCCAAUGCCACGGGCUACAAUAGCAACUGCGUUGCACUACUUUAAAAGGUUCUACCUAAGAAACAGUGUCAUGGAUUAUCAUCCGAAAGAGAUAUUAGUUACAUGCGUUUACUUGGCUUGUAAAGUAGAAGAAUUCAAUGUUUCUAUAUAUCAAUUUGUUGCCAACAUUAAGGGUGACAGAGAUAAAGCAUCUGAUAUUAUACUUAAUAAUGAGUUACUUCUUAUGCAACAAUUGAAUUAUAAUUUAACAGUGCAUAAUCCGUUCAGACCUGUAGAAGGAUUAAUGAUUGAUAUUAAGACAAGGUAUGCAUCAUUGGAGAAUCCAGAAAGGCUAAGACCAUAUAUAGAUGAGUUUUUAGAGAGAGUCUUCUUAACCGAUAGCGUUUUACUUUAUGCUCCAAGCCAAGUUGCAUUGGCAGCCACAUUACAUGCAGCAUCUAGGGCAUCUGCAAACUUGGAUAAUUAUGUGACUGAUAUUUUAUUCUCUAAGGAGCAUUUAGGGUGUAUAAUUGAAGCAGUAAGAAAAAUAAGGUCUAUGGCAAAAUGCGUAGAACCUCCAUCGAGGGAUGUAGUAAGGGCUCUGGAAAAGAAAUUAGAGAAAUGUAGAAAUCAGGAAAAUAAUCCUGACAGUGAUAUAUAUAAGCAAAGAAUGCAAGAAAUGUUGGAUGAGGAAGACCUACAGGAUAACGAGAAAUAUGCUAAAAUAAUACAGGAUCAAGCAGCCCAUGAUGAGAAGGUCUUAGGAGUUAGCAAAGUUUUGUCUCCUUCAGCUCUUUAGUAAAUAGAUCCUAAGUUACCAUAAGAAAAUACUGUAACAAAUUUCAUUAAUAUAAGUUUUAUACGAAAAUUCGUUUGUACAGUUAAUAAAUAAUUUAUUAUGUAGCAUAUAAGACAAAAAUACAAUAUUAUUUAUGAGUAUACUUAUUUGGAGAUGAAAAUAUGUUUGUUCAGUUCGUCGAUUAAAAAUGAACAGACUGCGUUCGAAAAAAAUCUCCAUACUGUAUAUAUUGCAUCUCUCCUUACAAUAAAUGCAA
This is a messenger RNA of Nomia melanderi (Alkali bee), 1378 nucleotides long. It is a transcript of the gene CycH, whose product is annotated as cyclin H. Gene Ontology annotation, cellular component: transcription factor TFIIK complex. Gene Ontology annotation, biological process: regulation of transcription by RNA polymerase II; DNA-templated transcription. Gene Ontology annotation, molecular function: cyclin-dependent protein serine/threonine kinase regulator activity. The record is from RefSeq and is a predicted model, not a curated record. NCBI's taxonomy places the organism in Eukaryota, Metazoa, Arthropoda, Insecta, Hymenoptera, Halictidae.